AUGUCCGCGAACCCUCCGUCUAGUCGUCUUGACCGUUCCCCCAGCACAGAAAAAGGCGCCACGGACAGCUUAUCCGAGCUGCCCGUGGACAACCAAGAAGAAUCGAAGACUCGCUCGCAGGACACGCAUGAGGAAAAGAAACCAACACAGAACAAGGACCAGGGAAAUGACACAUCACCAAGCAAUACGACAGAUGCCGAAGACAACACAACAGGCCCACAUGAUGAAGAGAUUGCGAAAGAGGAGGACGCUUCUGCGCCACCAUUACCAGACGAACCACUCCCACCCCCGCUACCCAACGAGGCUCCUCCCAGUGAGGACGAUGGCUGGGAGCCCGUCUGGGAUGCAACCGCUCAAGCGUACUACUUCUACAACCGCUUCACGGGCGUUUCGCAAUGGGAGAACCCACGGGUGCCGGAUGCAGCAUCAGCAUCAGCACCAGCACCGGUGCCUCUCGGCGAUGCGGCGGAAGGUGUGAACGAGAAAGACCCCGUCGUAGGCGGCUACAACCCAGCGAUCCAUGGUGAUUAUGAUCCCACCGCGCCCUACGCGCAGCAGCAUGAGGAGAGCACCCUUGGAGGUGCUUCUGCGGCGGAUCCUAGUGGCUCCUACGAGGCUCUUGGUGCGUUCAACAGGUUCACGGGCCGGUGGCAGCCUGCCUCCAUAACUCCGGAGAACUACAACGAUGAGAAUAAAUCGCGGCGGCAGAUGAAUGCGUUCUUUGAUGUGGAUGCGGCUGCCAAUGCCCAUGACGGGCGGAGUCUCCGGGCGGAGCGCAGUGCUAGGAAACUCACCAAGAAGGAAUUGAAGAUGUUCAAGGAGAAGAGAAGGGAGAAGAAAGAGGAGAAGCGGAGGGCGUGGCUACGCGAUUGA
This is a messenger RNA of Aspergillus udagawae, 873 nucleotides long. RefSeq names its product WW domain-containing protein. Gene Ontology annotation, molecular function: protein binding. The record is from RefSeq and is a predicted model, not a curated record. Bases 1 to 873 code for a protein of 290 amino acids. Lineage: Eukaryota; Fungi; Ascomycota; Eurotiomycetes; Eurotiales; Aspergillaceae. The transcript has a single exon.